Vanessa atalanta (red admiral) is the source of this 2853-nucleotide messenger RNA. RefSeq names its product AP-2 complex subunit mu (gene AP-2mu). The record is from RefSeq and is a predicted model, not a curated record. The transcript is spliced from 11 exons. Gene Ontology annotation, biological process: clathrin-dependent endocytosis; intracellular protein transport. Gene Ontology annotation, cellular component: cytoplasmic vesicle; AP-2 adaptor complex. Lineage: Eukaryota; Metazoa; Arthropoda; Insecta; Lepidoptera; Nymphalidae. Gene Ontology annotation, molecular function: clathrin-cargo adaptor activity. Bases 168 to 1490 code for a protein of 440 amino acids.
ACGUUUCACUUUGGGGGCGGGUAUAGUAUCGUCUAAUAUUCUUUAACAUUUUGCGAAACUGCCCUAAAAUGAAAUUAUUAAAAUACUUACGCUGAUUUUUUGCGAAAAUAAAACCAUUUUAAGAAUCAAUGUAUCUUCCUAACGAAACUAAAUAGGCUAUCGUCAAUAUGAUCGGGGGCCUAUUCGUGUACAAUCAUAAAGGGGAGGUGCUCAUAUCGAGGGUGUAUAGGGAUGACAUAGGGCGGAAUGCCGUAGACGCAUUCCGAGUUAACGUGAUCCAUGCUCGUCAGCAAGUUCGUUCUCCUGUAACGAACAUCGCUCGCACGUCCUUUUUUCAUAUCAAGAGAGCGAAUAUCUGGCUGGCUGCAGUGACUAAGCAAAAUGUUAAUGCCGCUAUGGUGUUUGAGUUCCUGCUAAAGAUCAUAGAUGUAAUGCAAUCUUACUUUGGUAAAAUCUCCGAAGAAAAUAUCAAAAAUAAUUUUGUCCUCAUCUAUGAACUUCUGGAUGAAAUUCUGGACUUUGGUUAUCCUCAGAACUCUGAUACUGGUGUUCUGAAAACUUUCAUCACUCAGCAGGGUAUCAAGUCUGCUUCCAAAGAGGAACAAGCUCAGAUUACUUCACAGGUCACUGGGCAGAUAGGUUGGCGUCGUGAAGGCAUAAAAUACAGACGCAAUGAACUUUUCCUUGAUGUUCUGGAAUAUGUUAAUUUGCUAAUGUCACCUCAAGGGCAAGUCCUUUCUGCCCAUGUCGCUGGUAAGGUGGUGAUGAAGUCUUACUUGUCGGGUAUGCCGGAAUGCAAGUUUGGUAUCAAUGAUAAGAUUGUGAUGGAGGCUAAAGGAAAGGGUAAUGGUGGUAUAUCCGGCAACACGGAUAGCGACCCGGCUCGCUCGGGCAAGCCGGUGGUGGUCAUUGAUGACUGUCAAUUCCACCAGUGCGUAAAGCUCAGCAAGUUUGAGACUGAGCAUUCCAUCUCUUUCAUACCACCAGAUGGAGAGUUUGAGCUCAUGAGAUACCGUACCACCAAAGACAUCUCUCUACCAUUCCGCGUCAUCCCUCUGGUAAGAGAGGUUGGACGAACUAAAAUGGAGGUCAAAGUUGUUCUCAAGUCGAACUUCAAACCUUCCCUCCUGGGUCAGAAGAUCGAAGUCAAGAUCCCAACGCCACUGAAUACAAGUGGAGUUCAGCUCAUUUGCUUGAAGGGAAAAGCCAAAUAUAAGGCUUCGGAGAAUGCUAUAGUUUGGAAGAUCAAACGCAUGGCGGGCAUGAAAGAAACUCAGUUGUCAGCUGAGAUUGAACUGCUGGAGACCGACACUAAGAAGAAGUGGACUCGCCCUCCCAUUUCCAUGGGCUUCGAGGUACCCUUCGCUCCUUCGGGAUUCAAGGUGCGGUACUUGAAGGUGUUCGAACCGAAACUGAACUAUUCGGACCACGACGUGAUCAAAUGGGUGCGCUAUAUUGGUCGUUCCGGUUUGUACGAGACGCGCUGCUAGACCUGCGGGAGUUGGAAGGAUUCAUCAAGUGGUUUUGAAUAUUGUAGAUCAAUAAUGGCGUGUUACAUAAUAUAUUACUUUGUAUAUAAUACACAAUUACAUCAAAAGUUAAUAUUCCUCAAGUUAAUUAAUUGAUUCGGUUUAAUUUUAUAAAAUCAGUAUCUUUUGCGGGGCCAUAGAUAUGAAGCUUAUGAAUGUUUAUAUAUAUAUAUAUAAGAGAAUCUCAAAUUCGGUAAUGUUUCGAUAAAACUUUCUGCAUAACGUCUAUUAAUAGUCCAUUUCAAUGGCAACAAGAAUGAGAUGAACAAACCUUAGAUACACAUAUUCCAUUCGUCUAAAUUGUCAUGACAAUUCACUUAAUUUGCCUCUACUUCUGCCAUUGGAAUAUUGUAUUUUAAAAUAGUGGAGAAUGUAAAAAAUAUCAAUAACUUUAUAUAUGAUUUUAAUUGAAUAUCCAUUCGUUCUUUCAUUCGUUCAAUUUGUUUUAGUAUUCAAUUUUAAAUCAGCCAAAUAGACGAAUUGUUUUUUUAAACUUUUGUAUUUAUUGUAUCGAACAGCUAUAUUAGAAAUGCAAUUUUAAUAUAAUUAGCUUAUAUUUUUAUUAACAAAUCGAUAAAGUUUGUCAUUCAAUAAAUAUUUAAAACGCAGAAUACUAUAAUAUAUUAGGAUAUUCGUUAUUCGUUAAGAAGUUUAAUUUUAACAUUGAAUGAAAAUAUCAUUCGUUCUUUUAUGUCAAUCGGUAACAUUCAUUCCUUUAGAAUUUUAGAUCUGGGCUUGUUUAUUAUUAGAAUAUAAAUCGUAAUUAUGUAUGAAUUUGAGAUUUUAAAACAAAAGCCCAGUAUUCUAUAAUAUAUUCACCUCGUACAUAAUGUAGAUAAGUAAUGUUACAAAUAUAAUACAUUUGAACCUAUCACUUUGAUGUUAUGUAGUUGUAAAUUAAAAAAAAAAAAUGUCGAGUGACUUAUUAAAUUAUCAUUUAUAUCCAAUUCGAAACGUUUAUUAAUUUUGUGAGGUUAUGUUAAGUGAAAGUAUUUCGUAUUUUUUGUGAUUAAAGUAAAAUAAGAAAAUCUUGCAAGGCACUUUUUUUUUUUAUUCCAAAUUUAAAAAAGCAAGGAAUAACCACAACAGCCUUAUAAUUUUUUUUUUUACAAUUUAUCAAUAUAUCGCUUGAGCCUGUUUAGGUAAUAUACUCUCAUGUUGUAAUGUCACUUGACAGUUUUUUUUUUUUUCAUAGAAUUAGAAUCGAAGUUUUGGACGUGAUCUGUUCUGUAGUGUGUGUACGGAACUUUAUCUGCAAGCGUAUAGGAAAUGCUUUUAUGGUAUAUUGUUCAAAAAUAAUGUAUAAUAUAUGGUUAAAAUAUUA